AUGGGAGCCCUCUUGUCGCUGCCACUCUUGGCCGUUCCCUCGGUGGGUUCGCUCAUGACUUUCGCUGCCAGCUGCUGCGGAGCCGCCACAUGCUCCGCCGUCUGCAGCGCUGCCGGCAAGUGCAACAACAGCAUGGCCACUCGUAUCGCCUACGCCGUCAUCCUGCUCCUCAACUCGCUCCUGUCCUGGAUCAUGCUCACCGAUUGGGCCGUCAAGAAACUCCAACAUGUCCUGCUCGACUUCGCCACCAUCUCCUGCAACGGCAAGGCCUGCUAUGGCUUCACUGCUGUCCACCGCAUCAACUUUGCUCUCGGCUUUUUCCACGCCAUCAUGGCCCUGUUGCUCAUUGGCGUCAAGAACACACGCGACAAGAGAUCGGCCGUCCAGAACGGCUUUUGGGGUCCCAAGAUAAUUGCCUGGAUCGCUCUGAUUAUCAUCUCCUUCUUGAUUCCUGAUGGCUUCUUCAUUGUCUGGGGCAACUAUGUCGCUCUGGUCGGCGCUGUGCUGUUCCUGCUUCUCGGCCUCAUUCUCCUGGUCGACCUGGCUCAUAGUUGGGCCGAGUACUGUCUGGAGAAGGUCGAGAGCACAGACUCUCAGUUCUGGAAGUCUCUCUUGAUCGGUUCUACCCUGACCAUGUACCUUGGAUCCAUUGUCAUGACAAUCAUCAUGUACAUCUUCUUUGCCGGCUCCGGAUGCUCCAUGAACCAGGCUGCCAUCACCGUCAACCUGAUUCUCCUGUUGAUCAUCUCGGUCAUUAGCGUCCACCCCAUGAUCCAGGACUCUAACCCUCGUGCCGGUCUGGCCCAAGCUGCCCUGGUCUGUGUCUACUGCACCUAUUUGACUUUGUCUGCUGUCGCCAUGGAGCCCGAUGACCAUCAAUGCAACCCCCUGGUUCGCGCUCGUGGCGCUCGCAGAACAACCGUCAUCAUGGGUGCCAUCCUCACCUUCCUGACAGUAGCCUACACCACUACCCGCGCUGCAACAUACGGUCUGGCUCUGGGCACCGGCAAGCCAGGCGGCUACCACCAAGUCGGCGAGGGUGAUCACGAGCAUGGCCUUGUCGCUACCCAACCUUCGUCUCGUCGCGAGUUGCGCGCCGAAGCCCUCCGCGCAGCCGUAGAAUCCGGCUCCCUGCCCGCUUCAGCCUUGGACGACUCAGACUCGGACAGCGAUGACGACGAGUACCCCGGUGCUCACCCCCGCGACGAUGAAAAGAACGCCACCCAGUACAACUACUCUCUGUUCCACAUCAUCUUUUUACUGUCCACCGCAUGGGUUGCAACACUGCUGACCCAAAACGUCGGCGGCGAUUCAUUGAUCGAGAAGGGCGAUUUUGUGCCCGUGGGUCGCACGUACUGGGCUUCGUGGGUCAAGAUUGUCAGCUCGUGGGUGUGCUACGGCAUGUUUGGUUGGACGCUUGUGGCGCCUGUUGUGCUUCCCGAGCGAUUCGACUACUAA
This is a messenger RNA of Aureobasidium namibiae CBS 147.97, 1458 nucleotides long. RefSeq names its product TMS membrane protein/tumor differentially expressed protein. NCBI's taxonomy places the organism in Eukaryota, Fungi, Ascomycota, Dothideomycetes, Dothideales, Saccotheciaceae. Gene Ontology annotation, cellular component: membrane. Bases 1 to 1458 code for a protein of 485 amino acids. The transcript has 2 exons. The record is from RefSeq and is a predicted model, not a curated record.